Molecule: messenger RNA, 3050 nt
Organism: Branchiostoma floridae (Florida lancelet)
Lineage: Eukaryota; Metazoa; Chordata; Leptocardii; Amphioxiformes; Branchiostomatidae
Exons: 15
Coding region: 119-1222 (367 amino acids)
Molecular function (GO): N-acetyltransferase activity
Source: RefSeq, a predicted model, not a curated record
AUCCAACAGUCUCUAAUGGAUUGUCCCUUUAUUUGGGUUAAAGGUCAUAAUUUAGAAGUGGCGGGAACCAUUUCUCACAGGGUUUUAGAGUAGGGUAGAGUUCAUUCGCCCAGUAAACAUGACAUCAGAGAACGUUGUUAUACGUGCGGCCCGUCCAGAGGACUGUGGAGAAAUCCUCCGCAUGAUAAAGGAGUUAGCAGUGUAUGAACAGAUGGCUGAAAAAGCUACCCUGACUGAAGAAUCAUUGCGAGAAGAUGCAUUUGGAGACCAUCCAUACUACAGAGCGCUUGUAGCAGAGACGAGCUCAGGUUUAACAGAGGAGACCAGGCUGAUUGGCUAUGCCAUGUACUACUUCUGCUACUGCCCAUGGUUAGGGAGGGGCAUUUAUCUUGAGGACUUCUAUGUGGAGCCUGCUUACAGAGGUCGAGGCAUUGGGACCUCCAUUAUGAGGGAAGUCGCAAAGAUCGGAGUGAAACACAGGUGUAACAAGAUGCAGUGGGUUUGUCUCAACUGGAACGACGUCGCUAUCGACUUUUACAAGAAACAUGGCAGCAAGGACGUCACUGUGGACGAGAAAUGGCACCUCUUCAGGAUGGACCGAGAGGAAUUAGCAACAUCUGCUUGGAUAUUAGUAAUACUAGGGGAGUGGAAUUCCGGAAGUGGUUUUGGAACUUUAUUUUCGGUAUCAUCAACUCUGACGGCAAAUAUGGCGUCCGAAGAGUUCACCAUUCGCCCUGCCCGUCCUGACGACUGCAAAGACAUGGCGCGUAUAAUAAAGGAGCUAGCAGCGCAUCAGGGAAAGGGCGACAGAGAGACUGUGACAGAAGAAGCGUUGCGAGAAGACGCGUUCAGGGACGACCCUUACUUCAUGGCGCUCGUAGCGGAAGUUCCGAGUACUGCAGGUGGUGAAGCCAGGCUGGUCGGCUAUGCCAUGUACUACUACUGCUACUCUCCAUUCGUGCGCAGAGUCAUGUAUCUGGAAGAUUUCUACGUAGAGCCGUCGUACAGAGGUCGUGGUAUCGGCACAUCUCUCAUGAAGGAAGUAGCAAAGAUCGGCGUGGAAAACCACUGUAACAUGAUGCAGUGGGCUUGCCUGAGUUGGAACGAGAUAGCCGUCAGGUUUUACAAGAGACAUGGCGCUAAGAACAUCACUGAGGAAGGGGACUACCACCUUUUUAGGAUGGACCGACAAGAGUUGGUGGCAUUCACAAACUCAGUGUAAAGGAAAGGAGAGGUGCAUCACAGCACGAAACCGUAUAUUUAAGUAGACUUUCCGAACUACGGAAAGAAAGCUUAAAAGACGGGGAAGUAUUUCAGCAGUGUUUACGAUGUGUCGUAAAAGUCAAUGAAACUAUGGUUUGACCAUUCCGCAACCUUUCAGUAGUCGUUAAGUUGAAUACAUGUUAUACAUGUACUUUGCAUAACCUUUAAGCAUCGUUAUAUAAGUCGUAUAGAUGAAACCGGUAUUACAGAUGUAAACAAAACAUGUACAGACUAUACGUUCACUCACAGUCAAUCAGAGUUGUCUUUAUCAUUUCUUAGCUGUAAGUAAAACUUACAUUUACGAGGAAAUAUUUUUAGAAGCUUUUACAUUAAAUGGGGAGACUUACCCUUUUUUUGUAUAUUUGCUACGGUAGAGAAUAGCGCCACCUUGUGGCCUAACACAUAAUAGCAUAUAUGUAACAUUGACCUUCGUAAGCAACUUCAACUUGCCGUGUCAAAACAGCUCCUGUCACCGUGAGUGUUCUUGUCGGAAAUGAAGGAUGUGUGAAGGAAUCUCAACUAUCUCAAGUGUCUCAAGUGUUUAUUCGCUCCCCUUAAGUGUUGUUCAGUGUGAAACGCCUCAGUGGUCUUGGUUUCAGCGUGUUUGGUACAAAACAACUUGUGCUGAUGACGCAAUGAUAAUACUAUGUUGCAAUGUGUAUCUGAAUGCACUGUGUAUCUGAUGGAACUUUGUUUAACGUUACAUAAGAAUGACAUCCACGAGGGCGUCCAUUUUCGUUUUGUGAAAAUAAAACGGGUCAAUUCUAUUAAUCAUGCAAAGAAAUUGUGAAAUGAGUAAAUAUAUGGCGUGAUUUUAACGGAAAUAUCGGAAAUUAGAUACUGAUAAGUAAAGUUUUCCAAAGCAAAAGAAGAAUAUGUAAAAUAGCAAAGAACAAAAGAAUGUAUUGCUUGGCAAACCAUCUUCAGAAAGGUUACGCAAAUGCAACCCUCCUGACCACUCAAUUUACAAUGACAUGAAUGAACAUUUUUUUCGCACGCUCUUGUCAGUGUUUGGGUACCUAGAGGAUGUCAUCCAUACAACCAAAUCAGUAUGAGCACAAAAAUUAUGACCAUAUGAUUUGAAAAUUAUAAGAAUUAUAUGUGAUAUUUAAUGUGUUUUUGGUUUGUGCCGCGCCCAGUUAUAUGACCACUUCCCAUCAAGCAUUGUUCUAAAGCCAGUGUCCAAUAGUGUCCAAUACUUGUGUCAAGGACGCAUGACGUCAUCUCUGAGUCACGUGAUUGUUUUUUGUGAUCUUCUAUUUGUCAAGUGUUUUUAACGGGUCCUUCAUUUUAUCAUAUCCGGUGUCGCAGUAAGUUUGUGCCCACACACAAACAACAACACAUCUGAGAAGUCACACACUGGUGGUGGAGGGAGUCUUUUGCGUGCUUCAUAAUUUUCAUAUUCGUUUCGAUAUUAUUUCAUACAACCUGAACCUCGUACACAUCGAAAGACCCUGAAAACAUGCAGAUAAGUCAGACGUUCAGCCUGGUUUCCAUGGCAGCACUGCUGUCCGCGUCAUUCUGCCUGAUCGCCAGCGUGCACCACGAGCCGUGGAGUCCCGGGAACGAGGCCUGGGGCCCUGGGGACGUGAUGGACUGUUCCAACCACUUCGUGCUACAGAGGGUCACAGAUACAACACAUGGCAGAUAUUACCAAGACACAGGCCUUGCCGUAAGUGACGUCACUUCCCAGCUGACCGUCCGGACCGUACCACUACCCAAGCCCGUGAGGGUGGAUCCUGUGGGGCGGGGUCACGAGGCUGACGUCACAGGUUUCCAGUAUACCU